ACGGUUGUCUCUCGCUCACGCCUGUUUGGGCUUGUUGUGUGAAAAAAGGUGGGGCCAUGCCAAACCCGACCGCCCCCCCAGUUAAUCUCAAUCGUUUUCCACACACGCCGUAGUAGUGUAGACCAGUGCAAGAAUGCGUGUAAAAGUGUGCGGGGCGGAUUAAUUGAGGACAGAGUUCAGCACCUUUUAGCGUUUUAACGCUGCGUUGACAAGAAACAAGAAGGACUGCGAGGAACAGACGCGUCCCUCUUAAGCCGCACCAGGAGCUAUUUACACCGCGCUUCCUGACCACCACUAGAGUCCUGGACGUCUUUCUACAAGAAGGAAUAUCUGCUGCUCUUUGAGGGGAAAGAAAAAUAAUAAUAAUUUCUAUGGGGCUGUUUUUGGUUCGUCUCUUCUGACAGGAAGUAACGACGCCACACAUCACUCCUUGCGUGCGGCGAUUAAACUCUGUCUCUGCGGUACGCGCCAUCCAUCUCAACAUGGACCGCCUGCUGAGCGGCACCGCCGAAGGGGCCCUUCGGUUACUACGGACGCCAGCGAUUCACAGAUGACGCCAUCUUAAAUUGCCCUCGCACAAAGAAGCCAUGCGUCCUUUGCUCUGUAUCAGCGUGUUUUGGUUCCUCCCUCUCGCCUCCACGCUGGAUGAUGACGCGCCCAAGGAUUGCAUCCCCCGCAGAUAUGUGCCCUAUCACAGCAACGACACUCGGCUCUUUCGCGAGGAGGGGGUGUCCAACUACACCAUCAUGCUGCUGCAAGAGGACACCAAGCUGCUGUUGCUGGGCGCCCGGGAGGCGCUCUUCGCUCUUGACCUUGAGGACAUUUCAAAGAAACAGGCCUCUGUGAAAUGGGAGGCGACUCAACAGCAAGAGUAUGACUGUAAAAACAAAGGAAAAGAUCUUGUAAGCGAGUGCAAGAACUAUAUCAAGAUACUGCACAAGAAAGAGGAUAACAGGAUGUACGUGUGCGGAACCAAUGCUUUUGAUCCAGAGUGUGAUUACAUGUCCUACGCAAAUGGGAAACUGACUCUGGCGAAGACGGCUGAAGACGGGAAAGGCAAAUGUCCAUUUGAUCCUUACCAAAGACAUGCCUCCAUCAUGGUUGACGAUAACUUGUACUCGGCUACGUCAAUGAACUUCCUGGGCUCGGAAUUGGUCUUAAUGCGCAGCUCUCCUCCCAUUCGCACUGAGAUUAAAACAUCCUGGCUCAAUGAGCCCAACUUUAUCUCCCUGGCUCAGUUGCCAAAAAGCGACUGGGGCGACGAUGACAAGGUCUACUUGUUUUUCAGCGAGACGGCAGUCGAGUACGACUGCUACAAGAAACCGGUGGUGGUUUCCCGCGUAGCCCGUGUUUGCAAGGGAGACAUGGGAGGUCGGCGGACCUUGCAGAGAAAGUGGACAUCCUUCCUGAAAGCCAGGCUGGAAUGUCCUGUCCUAGGCUCGCAACUGCCCAACAUCAUCCAGAAUACGUACCGCUGGUGUGACCCCCAGAAGCACUGGACCGGUUGCUUAUUCUACGCCAUCUUCACCCUGCAGUCCGACACGUCCGACCUGUCUGCGGUGUGCGCGUACAGCGUAUUUGACAUCGACCGAGUGUUUGCAGAGGGGCAGUUCAAGACUCUGGUCCCUGUCGAAACCUCCUUUAUUUGGGUGGCGUAUAGUGGGGAGGUGCCCGACCCUCGACCCGGAUCUUGUCAAACUCAAUCCCUGGACCUCCCAGACCAAACCCUUCACUUCAUCAGAGAUAGGCCCCUCAUGGAGGACAUAAUUCAGCCGAUAGGCGAGAAACCUCUGCUGGAGAGACGGGGAGCCGCCUUUACGUGCAUCGUUGUGCACCAAGUGGAGGCAGCGGAUGGCCAGAAGUUCCAUGUGAUGUUCAUAGGCACAGAGGAUGGCACCCUUCUGAAAGCAGUAAACUACGUCGGCGAGAUGUUCAUCAUUGAGCAGAUUCAGCUCUUCCAGUCCCCCGAGGCCAUUAAGGUCCUAAGGUUUUCCGACGUCACGGGACAGCUAUACGCAGGAUCCGACUACGGAGUUGUCCAGGUGCCUCUUGCCACCUGCGGGAGAUCCUUGUCCUGUUUGGACUGUAUUCUGGCAAGAGAUCCCUACUGUGGCUGGGACGCGGAUGCUGGGAGUUGCGUCGCCAUUUCCAGUACACAGAGGCAACUGAUCCAGAGCGUGACGGACGGAAACGCUUCUCUCUGCCCGCCGGCGGAUCCCAUACAUGUUGUGAAUCAGUGGUUCAUGCCUGGCGGGAGCGUGAAGCUAGCCUGCCCGUCAUCGUCAAAGCUAGCAACGACCAAAUGGGAAGUCAACGGUCGCCUCGUGGCCUCUUCGCCUCGCCACGAGAUCCUCCAAGACGAACUCCUCAUCCUCAACGUCUCAGACUCCGACGCGGGCCGCUACCGCUGCCUGUCGGUGGAGCGCUCCAAAGUUGACGAGUACACCGCCACCGUGGCGGAGUAUCAGCUCAGUCUGAAAGGUGAACCCAGAUUACCUCAGGCUCAGAGGAACGGCUCCUCUACGGUGGGACUGCAGGUUGUCAUCGGGCUUCUGGUUGUCUCUCUCGUGGCCCUUUUGGCCUGGAAUUUUUACAACGGCCACCUACCUCUGCCCUGGAACUGCAACAAAAAGCAGAGUGCUAAAUCUUAUGAGUCAAAUGGCCAGGAGGACCCAGGUCCACUGUGAAAGCCACCAAGAUGCACCGGGGUACGGCCGGCCGGAUAAGUCGCCGCUCGCCGGAAGUGAGCGCAGAAAGCCAAACGGUAUCCGCGCAGAGAUCUGCUUCCGUUUCCUGUCUGCAUUUUAUUGACACCGAGUUUGUAAUUUUAAGACAAUUGCAUACUCAGUGGGGGAGAAAUUGGAUCGUGUGAAUGUGACGUUUUAAGAGCUAAAAGGUCAAUAUGUUGGGCGGUUUCACAAAACACUUUUUCACUCGUUCACUCCCAAAGACGUUCUUAAAUGUCUUUUCAGACUUGGUCCAGAAUUGGCUGGUACUGAAUGAGUUAAUUCUUGUACAAAUCCAAAUUCCACUGAAGUUGGGAUGUAGUAAAAAAACAAAACAACCUAUUUUAUUCAUUCAUUCAUUCAUUCAUUCAUUCAUUCAUUCAUUUUCCGAACCGCUUUUUAUCCUCACUAGGGUCGCGGGGGGUGCCGGAGCCUAUCCCAGCUGUCUUCGGGCAGUAGGCAGGGGACACCCUGAACCGGCUGACAGCCAAUCGCAUCCCACCUAUUUUUUAUGAUACUGAUAUUAACCGAUAUGUAAGAUGCCGAUGUCAUGAAAUGUCCGACUGGAUUGCAAUGCGCGUCUUGUAUUUGUUCAAGGCACCAUACGAACGCGGUCUAAUUUGGCAGCUGGGUGAUUAAGUGCACAAGAGAAAAUCCGAUUGUUGCCGUCUUAACUUGUGCUCGGAUGUAUUUCUCACUGGCACUUAAAUCUUGAGGCUUUAAGCACAAAUAGCCAAGAGCCACGGCAUGUUUCCUUGAAAACGGAGGUCUUGUCAUUAUUCACACCGUGUAUUUUGUUUUGUUUCAGGGAAACAUUUUCAUUUUUUUUUCCCGAAAUGGUUUUUGUACUUCACCUGUCUUCAGUUUUUACCUCGACUCACCAAGAAUGUGGAAAAACAGAUGUGGCUGUUUUGUGUAGUACUCAAAUCUUGGCUGUCUCGACUUGGUCACUCAUCCCAAAUGAUGCCCACUCGAUUUUGUCAUCUUGUCAAUGUUUUUAUUUGUUCAUGAUGUUCUUGGUUGCCCGGUGGUUGUUUAUAAAGUAGCGUUUUCUUUCACAAGAUAUCCUAAAACCACACACUAAAAGGUGUGUUAACACAACAA
Messenger RNA from Hippocampus zosterae (dwarf seahorse), 3830 nucleotides. RefSeq names its product semaphorin 4e (gene sema4e). Gene Ontology annotation, molecular function: chemorepellent activity; semaphorin receptor binding. The record is from RefSeq and is a predicted model, not a curated record. NCBI's taxonomy places the organism in Eukaryota, Metazoa, Chordata, Actinopteri, Syngnathiformes, Syngnathidae. The transcript is spliced from 15 exons. The coding region runs from base 588 to 2687 and encodes 699 amino acids. Gene Ontology annotation, biological process: axon guidance; semaphorin-plexin signaling pathway; positive regulation of cell migration.